Molecule: messenger RNA, 3768 nt
Organism: Amphiprion ocellaris (clown anemonefish)
Lineage: Eukaryota; Metazoa; Chordata; Actinopteri; Pomacentridae
Product: gastrula zinc finger protein XlCGF26.1-like
Exons: 2
Coding region: 962-2587 (541 amino acids)
Source: RefSeq, a predicted model, not a curated record
UUUCGACAUAGUAUAGUAAGGCGUUUUUUUUGCGCCAAAAUUCAUGAUGAUUUUUUUUUCAAAGAAAACCUUUCUGGGGUGUUUUUCACGCCCUCCUUUACAUUAUUUCAUCAUAUGGCACGUUUUUACAACAUGUUUGAAAAAUCAGAUUUUUUUUCGACAUAGUAUAGUAAGGCAUUUUUUUGGCGCCAAAAUUCAUGAUGAUUUUUUUUUUGCCAGAAUAAGGAAAGAGAGUAAUGCGAUCCUUCUAAAAAAAUCGACCGCUGCGGGCUUAUUGGGACUUAUCCAUUGGAAACCAUCCAAAGAACAGUUUAUUAAAUUGUGAGGGUGUCCCAUCAGUCUCAUCAAUUCCUGCCGUCCUCUACGUUUACAUUUACGUAACGCGAUUCGGUAUCCGUACAUAACGGACACAUGCACAACACACACCUGUACUCAGCCCAAGGUAAAUUUUUAUUAAAAAUUUCAUCUGUCGGAAAUGAUACGACUGAGCAGCCUUGGCAAAGUACUGCGCCCUCUGACUGCGCUUCUUGUUUAACAAUGGCAUUUAAAUCACUGCCUCUGUUUGUGUCUUUGUCUGUUGUUACAGAAACAUGAAAACAGCAAUGGAGUGAGACAUCAGAAAUCUGCAGAGGAAAACAACGGUUCCCCAACAGCAACAAACAGAGAUGAAUCACUCAGUUGCAAGCAAUGCAGCAAGACUUUUAUCACAGCAACAAAGCUAAGAAUUCACCAGCGUAUUCACAUUGUGGACAAACCGUUCAGUCGUGAUCAGUGUGGGAAGAGUUUUACUCAGAAGGGUAAUUUAAGAAGACAUCAACUCAUUCACAGUGGAGUUAGACCAUUCAGCUGUGAUCAGUGUGGGAAGACUUUUACUUCCAAGAGGACAUUAACAAUCCAUCAACUCAUUCACAGCGGAGUUAGACCAUUCAGCUGUGAUCAGUGUGGGAAGGCUUUUACUCAGAUGAUCAGCCUAAGAACCCAUCAACUCAUUCACAGUGGAGUUAGACCAUUCAGCUGUGAUCAGUGUGGGAAGACAUUUACUUCCAUGGUUAGUUUAGCAAGCCAUCAACUCAUUCACAGUGGAGUUAGACCAUUCAGCUGUGGUCAGUGUGGGAAGACAUUUACUUCCAUGGUUAGUGUAACAAGACAUCAACACAUUCACAGUGGAGUUAGACCAUUCAGCUGUGGUCAGUGUGGGAAGACAUUUACUUCCAAGGGUCAUUUAGCAAGCCAUCAGCUCAUUCACAGUGGAGUUAGACCAUUCAGCUGUGAUCAGUGUGGGAAGACUUUUACUUCCAAGGGUCAUUUAGCAAGCCAUCAGCUCAUUCACAGUGGAGUUAGACCAUUCAGCUGUGAUCAGUGUGGGAAGACUUUUACUUCCAAGGGUCAUUUAGCAAGCCAUCAGCUCAUUCACAGUGGAGUUAGACCAUUCAGCUGUGAUCAGUGUGGGAAGACUUUUACUCACAAGAAGACAUUAACAAGCCAUCAACUCAUUCACAGUGGAGUUAGACCAUUCAGCUGUGAUCAGUGUGGGAAGACUUUUAUUCACAAGAGCAGAUUAACAAAACAUCAACUCAUUCACAGUGGAGUUAGACCAUUCAGCUGUGAUCAGUGUGGGAAGACAUUUACUUCCAAGGGUAGUUUAGCAGGCCAUCAACUCAUUCACAGUGGAGUUAGACCGUUCAGCUGUGAUCAGUGUGGGAAGACUUUUACUCACAAGAAGACAUUAACAAACCAUCAACUCAUUCACAGUGGAGUUAGACCAUUCAGCUGUGAUCAGUGUGGGAAGACUUUUACGCACAAGAUGACAUUAACAAGCCAUCAACUCAUUCACAGUGGAGUUAGACCAUUCAGCUGUGAUGAGUGUGGGAAGACUUUUACUCACAAGAAGACAUUAACAAGCCAUCAACUCAUUCACAGUGGAGUUAGACCAUUCAGCUGUGAUCAGUGUGGGAAGACAUUUACUACCAAGAGUAAUUUAACAGUGCUCCAAGUCGUCCACAGUGGAGGUGAACCAUUCAACUGUGAUCAGUGUGUGAAAACCGUUACUCGACAUGAACAGUUACUGAUCCAUCAAUGCCCCCAUUCUGAUAGACACCACUGUGACUACUGUGAAAAAACUUUCAAGCGCCGAGAGAGCCUAAAGUUUCACCAACGCAUCCACACUGGACAUGAUGUGUGCGUAUGUGAUAUCUGUGGCAAACUAUUUGGAAGGUUCUCAGAGUUAAAAGCUCAUGCAGUUACCCACACCAGGGUUAAACCAUACCGCCGUGACCAGUAUGGGAAAGGCUUCAACAACACUGGAGUCGCUCACCAACGUGGCCAUGCUGGGGACAGACCCUACAGAUGUGACGAGUGUAAUAAGACUUUUAGAACUUUCUGUUCCCUGAAACAACACCAGCAGAUCCACACCAGAAAGGAAGCAUUCAAACAAUGUCACAGUAAGCAGAGCGGCACAGAUGUGCAGACUGGACACAAACUGAACGCCUGCCAAGAAGAUUUCCCCAUGCCGGGUUCAGUACAAGUUCCUGAAGUUGUCCACAAACUUAAAGUCCUUGAGAUCAGGCUCCACAGAAUUCAGGUGUAAUCUCUUGUUUAGUGUCUUCGUUAAUGUUGCACUCGAUUGAUCAUGUUUUAAUCAUCCCUCUAUUUCUAUUUUCUGAUGAGCUUUCCUUAAUUUCUACUACAAAGUAAAAAUAAAGGAUCAGCAAGUACAGUGCCUGUAAAGAGUAUUCACCCCACUGCGAAGUUUUUCCCCUGUUAUUGCUUUUAAUCCAGUAAAGAAUGAGUGACCAAGGAUGAAAGAAGUGAGAGAGGUCACCAAGACACCUAAUACUCCUCUGAAGGAGUUCCAAGCUUCAGCAGCUGAGAUGGGAGAGACUGUUCAUACAACAACUGUUGUCUGUUUUUCACCAGUCAAAGCUUUAUGGCAGACAAAGAGAAAGGCUCUGUCGAGAAAAGUUCUUAUUAUGUCUGGACUAGAGUUCAGCAGAAGACGUGGAGACUGAAGUCAACUGAAGAAGGUUCUUUGAUUUGACUUUCUCUUUAUACUUUGGUGCACUGCUGUAGGGAGCAGGCUGAAAAUCCUGGUUUGAGCUUCAACACCAUGAACUUACUUUGUUUUUUCACAAAUGAAAUUGUAGCUUAUGCAUUAAGUGUUUUCGAUUGUUUUCAAUGCUCAUUCAUUAAAUUUUACUUUGGUUACUUCAUUUAAACCCACAUCCACUGGUUCUUUAGCGUAAAGUUUUAGUACAGUAUAUCAAAUGGUCUAGCAAACAACCAACUGAACAACAGACCAAUCAACCAAACAAACAAAUCAAGCAAACAACCAACCAAAACAAGCCAACAGACCAACCAACCAAGAGACCAAGCAAACAACAGACCAAUCAACCAACUGACCAACCAACCAACAAAAAAGACACCAAAAAAACAAGCAAACAACAGAUCAAGCAACCAACAAAACAAACAACAGGGCAAACAAACAACCAGUAAUUCGUUAAAUUAAUACAAAUUCGUGAUAAUCAACUCUGAACCCUUCAGAUUCAUCUUGGAUGAAAUGUAGUAAAAUAGUGAAAAGUCGCUCUCUCAACCACCUGCAAUGACAAAACUUACAUAAACAGUAAUAUGCCACACACUGGGGCUGUUUUGUAUUUAUUUUUUUGAUCCUAGAAUAAUAUUUUGCUUAUAACCUCUGUACUUUUACUUCAGUGUAAUUUACGUUUUUACUGCUACUUUUACUUCAAUAAAAGGAUCAGACUACUUCUUCCA